CCCCCCGGGCCAGGGACCGGGGGCAGCGCCGGAGCCCGGGGGGAGCGCGGCCCCAGGGCUGGGGGCAGCUAAGACGGCCCCGGUCCAGGUGGAGGCCGCAGAGGGCCCAGGGCGGGCAGGGGCAGCAAUGACCGGUCCUGACGGUGGCUGAGCUCCCAGCCCCUGGAAUAUGCAGCCCGGGGGAGCCCCAGGCAGCGGCGAGGACGCGGUGGCGGCGCGGGGCGAGAGGCAUGGUCUCCACCUACCGGGUGGCCGUGCUGGGGGCGCGAGGCGUGGGCAAGAGUGCCAUCGUGCGCCAGUUCCUGUACAACGAGUUCAGCGAGGUCUGCGUGCCCACCACCACCCGCCGCCUCUACCUGCCUGCCGUCGUCAUGAACGGCCACGUGCACGACCUCCAGAUCCUCGACUUCCCGCCCAUCAGCGCCUUCCCUGUCAACACGCUGCAGGAGUGGGCAGACGCCUGCUGCAGGGGACUCCGGAGCGUCCACGCCUACAUCCUGGUCUACGACAUCUGCUGCUUUGACAGUUUUGAGUACGUCAAGACCAUCCGCCAGCAGAUCCUAGAGACGAGGGUGAUCGGCACCUCGGAGACGCCCAUCAUCAUCGUGGGCAACAAGCGGGACCUGCAGCGCGGCCGCGUGAUCCCGCGCUGGAACGUGUCGCACCUGGUGCGCAAGACCUGGAAGUGCGGCUACGUGGAGUGCUCGGCCAAGUACAACUGGCACAUCCUGCUGCUCUUCAGCGAGCUGCUCAAGAGCGUCGGCUGCGCCCGCUGCAAGCACGUGCACGCCGCGCUGCGCUUCCAGGGCGCGCUGCGCCGCAACCGCUGCGCCGUCAUGUGACCGCCCGCCCGCCGCCCCGGGCACCGAGGCUGCUGCCCGGAC
Pipistrellus kuhlii (Kuhl's pipistrelle) is the source of this 884-nucleotide messenger RNA. It is a transcript of the gene RASL10B, whose product is annotated as RAS like family 10 member B. Gene Ontology annotation, molecular function: GTPase activity; GTP binding. The transcript is spliced from 4 exons. NCBI's taxonomy places the organism in Eukaryota, Metazoa, Chordata, Mammalia, Chiroptera, Vespertilionidae. Bases 231 to 842 code for a protein of 203 amino acids. The record is from RefSeq and is a predicted model, not a curated record.